UGGUUGGGCUGGGGGUCAAUCUGCUACCUCACGCAGUCUCGGAGCCACCCUGCGGGAGCUGUCAUAUCGGAGGUCGCGGGGCUCUGCGGUCGCAGGUCCGAUGUUCUGAGCCGGCCCAGGUCCCAUUCGCAACCCACAACCCAAAUCCCUGGCUACCGUCGUGACCCCAGAUUCAGCCUUGGCCCGUAUUAAGCCUCAAGGGCCCGUGAGUUUAUGACAUCUGGAAAGUGGAACCAGUAACCUCCUACCGCACUGGGUUGUGAUAAACAUUUUGUAAAAUGAUGCUUGUAAAACGGUGGACAUGAGAUACCAAAACUACUAACGAUUAAUUCGGCAUCAGGAGCUGUUACAACUCACUGAGUCUUAAUAUUUAAUUUAUCAGGUUGGUACUUUUAUAAACCCCAUUUUGCAGUUGAGGAAACUGAGGCGUAAAGACAGCAGCUUGCCCAAAGUCAGGCCAAGGGACUCACAAGCAGUAGAGUUUCUAUCUCAGUCCAAACAGUAUGUCCUGGGCACAUGCAAUCUAUGAUUACUCUUGACACCAGGGAUCAGAGAUUUCUAUAUAUCCACCCUAUAGCCUCAGCUAUACCAUCACUGGGGUAGUAAAACCAUGUUAAGAUCCCCAGCUCCUAUAAACAGAGUACUUUGUGCAAGCACUUCCCAGUGUAUUAUGUCAUCUGCAGCAAUGCCAGAAAGUCAGCCCUAUUGACCUCAUCUGCUCUUUACAGAUCGGCCGCAUUGAGGGUGAGGACCUGUAGACAGUUCCCAAGAUGGGUGAAAGGAAAGGAGUAAACAAGUACUACCCUCCAGAUUUCAAUCCUGAAAAGCAUGGCUCUCUUAACCGGUACCACCAUAGCCACCCACUACGGGAGCGGGCUCGGAAGCUGUCCCAGGGCAUCCUUGUCAUCAGGUUCGAGAUGCCGUAUAACAUCUGGUGUGACGGCUGCAAGAACCACAUCGGCAUGGGUGUUCGUUACAACGCAGAAAAGAAGAAAGUUGGCAAUUACUACACAACCCCAAUCUACAGAUUCCGGAUGAAAUGCCACCUCUGCAUCAACUACAUCGAGAUGCAGACAGACCCUGCCAAUUGUGACUAUGUGAUUGUGAGUGGCGCCCAGCGCAAGGAAGAGCGCUGGGACAUGGCAGAUAACGAGCAGGUGCUGACGACAGAGCACGAGAAGAAGCAGAAGCUGGAGACAGAUGCCAUGUUCCGCCUGGAGCAUGGUGAGGCUGACCGAAGCACACUCAAGAAAGCCCUUCCCACCCUGAGCCACAUCCAGGAGGCACAGAGCGCCUGGAAGGACGAUUUCGCCCUCAACAGCAUGCUGCGGAAAAGGUUCCGGGAAAAGAAAAAAGCCCUGCAGGAGGAGGAAGAGAGGGACCAGGCACUGCAGGCUAAGGCAAGCUUGGCCAUCCCACUGGUGCCAGAGACAGAGGACGACCGCAGGCUGGCUGCCUUGCUCAAGUUCCAUACCCUGGACUCAUAUGAGGACAAGCAGAAACUCAAGCGGACAGAGAUCAUCAGCCGCUCCUGGUUUCCAUCAGCCUCAGGACCCAGCAGCAGCAGCAGCAAAGCUGGCAGCGUCCUGAAGAAGCUGGCCCAGAACCGCAGAUCUGCAACCACCGGCUCUCCCAUCACCGUGGGGAACCUGGGUAUUGUGCGAAGGCAGUCCCGGGAGAUCUCAGAGAGCCCGCAGUGCCUGGCUGAGACCUCCAAGUUUGGGGAGCCCCAGGUGUCAGAGGGCACCACCCAGGACAGGCCCAUAUCCCCCCAAGACUGCUCUCAGGAGACAGUCAAGACCGCCAAUACAAGGGGACCUCAGGGGCAGGAUGGGAGCUGUCAGGACAGGCUGAGGUCCUCUUCAGGCUCCUCCCAGGAGACACCUGUCCCUCAGGAUGUGCCAUACCCCUGCCUCGGCUCCUCCCUCGUGGCUGAUUACUCAGACUCGGAGAGUGAGUGAUUUUGAGGACUGGAUGCCUCCAGAGGCUGAGGCACACCCAGGAAGCCCCUCACAGACUGCAGCGCCACUGGACCACCAGCUCUCCGAGAACUCAGAUGUCACUCCCUCCCCAGACCUCGCCUUCCUGCACUGAUGGAAUUAUUUAUUUGGUCCUGGAGAGGGUGUGUGUGCCUUGUAGGACCCCCACCCCCACCCCAAUAUUAAAGCCCUGCUUCUUUGCCUC
Phyllostomus discolor (pale spear-nosed bat) is the source of this 2184-nucleotide messenger RNA. It is a transcript of the gene YJU2B, whose product is annotated as coiled-coil domain containing 130. Gene Ontology annotation, biological process: mRNA splicing, via spliceosome. Lineage: Eukaryota; Metazoa; Chordata; Mammalia; Chiroptera; Phyllostomidae. Bases 771 to 1961 code for a protein of 396 amino acids. The record is from RefSeq and is a predicted model, not a curated record. Gene Ontology annotation, cellular component: post-mRNA release spliceosomal complex; U2-type spliceosomal complex. The transcript has 10 exons.